AUGAGCGCGAUCAACGACUACGACGGGCCCUCGCUGGCCACAUCAUCCACUUCGACGGCCGAACAAAUCGUGCCCAUCCACCUCACCACCUCGCUGUCCCAAUAUGCCAUCCCCUCGGGUCCCUACAUGGUGCCCAUCUCAUGGCGCCGCACGCACCUCUCUACGCUCGUCAACAAGCUCGUCUCCUCCACCUCCGAGUCCACCGGUGCGGUCCCAUUCGACUUCAUCAUCGAUUCUUCGCUGCUUCGAACCACUCUCGGCGAGUUCCUCGAGUCGAGCGGGUUGACGUCCGAAUCGACGCUCAACAUCGAAUACGUCCGUUCGACGCUACCGCCCACACGACUGGCCGCGUUCGAGCACGACGACUGGGUCUCCUCCGUCGACUGCACCUACGCAAAGAGUCGAGCCUACAUGACGAGCAGCUUCGAUGGCAGCAUCCGCAUCUUCAGCCCAUCCAACCCCACCGAGGCAGCACACACGUUUAGCACGGUGCACAAGAGCACGCUGCAAAGUGGUCGAAGUGGCGGAUUGACAUGCGCGAGAUGGACGGUGGAUUGCGAAGCGGUGGUAACGGGCGGUAUGGAUGGACGUGUCCAGCUGUGGAGUUUGAGCGAAGAAGAAGGGUGGAGGAGCGGGAGGAAGUGGGUUGGUGAGGCGCAUAAUGGGCCGGUGGGCGCGGUGGAUUGCGCACAGGGGACGGACGUGACGAGUGUUAUUAGUGGUGGGUGGGAUGGUGUGGUUGCUGUGUGGGAUGACCUUGUUUCGUCGGUGGAGGUGGAGAGCGAUGAGGAGGAGGAGGAUGGGGCGAACAAGCGACGCAAGACCGUCAACGGGUCGAAAUCUACCAAGACCACCGGCUCGAAGGCGGGCAGUAUCGAACCCACGAUGGUGCUCUACCACGCGCAGCCCACCGCCCACGCCGUGACUGGCGCCAAGAACGUUUUCACCCCCACCUCGCGCGUUUCGUCCUUGCUAUUCGAACGUUCUCCCUCUGGUAAAGACGCCAACCGCGCCUGGUCAACGGGGUACAACGGUCAACUCAAAGGUUGGGACCUCUCCAGUGGCGGUGUUACACACACCUCCCUGUCCCUCCCUUCCUCCACUUCGGAAGCGCGACCCAUGCUCUCCCUCGCUCAACUGGCAAGCGGCUCCCUCGUGGUAGGCACCACAGACCGCGCCGUCCACCUCUUCGACAUCCGCUCGUCGUCCAACACGCUCGGAGUGCACAUCGCAAACGCACACCGCGGCCCCGUCGACGUGGUCGCCGCCCACCCGAUCGACGGAAACCUGUUUGCGAGCGGUAGUGGCCUAGAAGGCGGGGCGAAGGUGUGGGAUGUGAGGAGUUGUAAGAAGGCGCUCUUCACGCUGGAUGGUGGGGUGCAAAAGGGGGAGAAGGGAACACUGGCAUUGGGAUGGAGUCGGGAUGGACAGGAGGUGGUGGCGGGUGGCAAGGAUAAGUGUAUUACUGUUUUCAGGGGUAGCAGCAUUGGUGUCAGCGAGACGACGGUUUGA
This is a messenger RNA of Kalmanozyma brasiliensis GHG001, 1512 nucleotides long. RefSeq names its product WD40 repeat. The coding region runs from base 1 to 1512 and encodes 503 amino acids. Gene Ontology annotation, molecular function: protein binding. Gene Ontology annotation, cellular component: preribosome, large subunit precursor. NCBI's taxonomy places the organism in Eukaryota, Fungi, Basidiomycota, Ustilaginomycetes, Ustilaginales. The transcript has a single exon. The record is from RefSeq and is a predicted model, not a curated record.